Molecule: messenger RNA, 2057 nt
Organism: Acanthoscelides obtectus
Lineage: Eukaryota; Metazoa; Arthropoda; Insecta; Coleoptera; Chrysomelidae
Source: the annotation of a GenBank genome assembly
GCCGAGAGUGCAGUCAGUGGUAGCUUCCUGAGGGCUAAGUUCAGUGUGUUAAAAACUCUCAGUUCCUGUUCUUAUUUUGGAUUUUUUUCUACUGUUGUGAGGAGAUGUCAGAAUCCGGAGAUGACGUUAGACCCAGGGGUAUUUACAGCAUUGACCGGAUACUAGGAAGGCCAAGAUCUCCUACCAGGGCAGUGGAGGAUCCUGAGGAGAUGCAAGCCGAUGGCGCCGGCGCCGUCAGUGAAAGUGAAAUGGUGGAAGAAAGUAUGGACGAGUCGGAAGACUCCAGGCCAAGGAAGAUCCGGAGGUCCAGGACGACCUUCACGACCUACCAAUUGCACCAAUUGGAGAGGGCCUUCGAGAAGACGCAGUAUCCGGACGUUUUUACUCGGGAAGACCUCGCUUUGAGGCUGGACCUCAGCGAAGCUAGAGUGCAGGUGUGGUUCCAGAACCGUCGAGCAAAAUGGCGCAAGCGCGAGAAGGCCCUGGGCCGUGAGGUCGUACCCUUCCUGCACCACUCUGAAUCGGGUGCACCAAUGCCGGACUUCGGCUUCCAUCAUCAACACCCCGCUGCGAUGGUGCUGCCACCUCACGGUGUAGGUGAACACUUCUGGCCAGGGAUGCCAGCGAUGGCAGGGAUGCCUUUUCCGCAUCCAGUUGCCACUAUCUUCAACCCACUGGGACUGACCUCGAGCCAUCAUCCUGUGCCGCAUAAUUUCCAUGCUUUUCUCAGACAGUACGUGCUUGCCGGACAGCUGCCACAAUUAGACCUUCUGACCGUUCGUGGCGCGAAUGGUGGAGGAAGUGGAAUGCCUUCAGGAGAAGAGCGAUCUUCAAGUUCAAGUCCUGAAACAGCCAGUCCUCCGCAACUGUCGCCCAGCAGCCUUGAAGCUUUAAGGCUGAGUACACAGGAAGUUAUGUUGCCGUCACAAGUAUCGAAAGUUCAUGCGAAAUCAUAAGAUCAGGGGCUAAUGCAAUAGUAGAUUUAAGAUUACCAGUAAGAUAAAUUUGGCUAUUACUGCCUCUAAGUCUAACCGUUUUGAAACACAAGAAAAUAGAAAAAAGUAACGUCAGUAUAGCUCUUUCUACACUAGAUUGAUUUCAAAAGUCAUCAAAAUUGGUUACUGAUCCUACCAAUAUUCUGUUGUUUUAUAUUUCAUGGCAAAAUUACUUCUCCUAACGAGUUCGGAAAGUGGAAGAAACCCUGACCACUCAGACGCGUGAAUCUCUUUCAUUUUUCCCUCGAUUCGUGAAACUUACUUGAUUGUUUUGAUCACUUUCAUCACGCAUAUUUAUGAGUCAUGAUAAAGGCAGUAGUCACAUCUUUAGUCAUAACUUCCAUUUGUAAUUUGGAUUAGGUCCUGUUCAAAGUCAUAAUGGAAAAAAGAAUGUACUGUGCCAAUGUAUUGAUGAUUUCACUGAUCUUAGAUGAUCUGUGUUUCACAAGUGGUGGAGUCAGUAUUACUUGUUUUAGCAUUGAAAUGCGUGUCAUAACUUCCAUGCUGCCAGCGUUUCUUUGAUAAGAACAAUCUUUUUUGAGCAUAAAGAUUGAACCUAUCAUCAAGAUUUCAAAUUUGUAGAAAAUAUUUUCUCUUUACUGGCAUACCUACUGACAUCAUUUUGUUACGUGUGAUCCCAACAAACCUUUUGCAUACAUUUCGAAGCUGAUUGCCUAGUAUUAUUAAUACAACUUUUAGCUUUUAGAUCAAUCCUUAAAUAAAAUGUAAUUCAUAUCCUUUCCUGGUAAGCUCCUCAGCAUUCAAAUUGAUUGUUGCUCAAUAGUUAAUUUGUUGAACAAAUUGUUAUUUUCCUGAAAGGUAUGUUUCCAUACUAGCCCUGUAUCCCGCAACAAGUUGCGCUUCACGUGAAAUAAAAUUGUUGAAAUGGAAACAGCUGUGAUAUGUUGCGGUAAAAGUGCCGGGGACAAAAGUAUGCCAAAAAUACAACAUGUCCCCAGGACUUCUACUCGCUGAACUAUGUUUCCAUUACCACGAUUCUUCCGCGCAACAUGUUGCGUUUCAUCUGCCGACACAUGUUUCGUAAUUUAUUGAAAUGGAAAC